CGGCCCACUCACUCAUUCACAUGCUUCCCCAGAUUCGCAGCUGCAUACAUCAUCACCGCUGUCACGAGCUUCCGAAGGCUGUUAUAUACCCCAGACUGUUCUGCACUCGCGAUUUCGACUCCACAGACCUCUUCAGCCUAGCUACCAUCGCCAUCAGUCCCUACCUCCCUCGAAGCGCAUCACCACUGUAGCAACACAUCGCCAACAUGUCUCUCAAGAACGACGAAUUCCCCGCUUCCGCCGCCUUCGACGAGAUCGCGCAGGCCCUUUCCGCUUCCGAAGCCGACCGCAAAGACGCCAUCAAGAACGGCAAGGCCAUCUUCGCAUUCACACUCAAGAACAAGGCCGGCGCGCAAGAAACAUGGUACCUAGAUCUCAAGGAGACUGGCACGGUCGGAAAGGGCCCUGCUCCAACAGGCAAGAAGGCUACUGCCACACUGGUGUUGAGCGAUGAGGAUUUUGGCAAGCUUGCGGCCGGCAACGCGAAUGCUCAGAAGCUGUUUAUGAGCGGGAAGUUGAAGGUCAAGGGAAAUGUUAUGAGCGCAACAAAGCUAGAGCCUAUCUUCAAGAAGGUGCAGAACAAGGCUAAAUUGUAGAUGCGAGGGUAGAGGCGAAUAUGUAUACCAAUUCUCUCAACAAACACGCUUCUAAUUCACGAGUGUUCAACAUGUCAACGGAUGCAAAUGACCACGAUGUCUGCGCGUGUUAUGUAUCUUGAGCUUUAGACAUGCAUAUGGCCUGUAAACAACAUGCGAACACUGCAGGUAGGGCAAGACUUGAGCACAGCCCGGGAGUUGGGUCAUCUUAAAGUAGACAUCCAAAUCACGCUGGACCGAUGCGAUGCGCGCAAACAUAAGGUAAGGACCAGAAGGAAAUGUUAUUGAAUGAUCGUAAGGUCAUACUAUU
Messenger RNA from Alternaria rosae, 906 nucleotides. RefSeq names its product SCP2 sterol-binding domain-containing protein. Gene Ontology annotation, cellular component: cytosol. The transcript is spliced from 2 exons. Lineage: Eukaryota; Fungi; Ascomycota; Dothideomycetes; Pleosporales; Pleosporaceae. The coding region runs from base 207 to 596 and encodes 129 amino acids. The record is from RefSeq and is a predicted model, not a curated record.